Molecule: messenger RNA, 1129 nt
Organism: Suricata suricatta (meerkat)
Lineage: Eukaryota; Metazoa; Chordata; Mammalia; Carnivora; Herpestidae
Product: maestro heat-like repeat-containing protein family member 2A
Exons: 8
Coding region: 1-1002 (333 amino acids)
Cellular component (GO): cytoplasm
Source: RefSeq, a predicted model, not a curated record
AUGGUCACCAAGAACUGUUGGCACAACCGCCCCAUCUUCAGCUUCAUCAUCAGGAUUCUCCAAGAACUGGACCAUGCAGAUCACUUAACGGCCUUCAUGUUCAUGACUGAACUGCUCCAGUGCCCAGAUGUGGCGGCCACGGUGGAUGAAGUCACAGUGCACAUUUUGGCAAACUGGUUCCAAUGUGAGCAGCCAGCCAUAAUAAAGCUAUUGCUGCGGGUGGUGGAGACCUUCGCAAAGCACGGGAACAUGGUGCGACAGCUCCGGGUCCUCGAGCCCCACGUGCUGGGCUGCUGCUACUCCCUGGACAAUGACGUUGUGAUGGAGACUUUCUCGGUGCUCAGGCGUCUCGUCGAGCACCUCACCUGGAAGCACUCCUCCUCAUUCCUUAUCCAGAUCUCCUUCACGCUGGGGCCCCGCUUUGAGGAGGAGUCAGAGCCUCUGCGCUUGAUGGCCUUUGAGAUCUACGGGGCUCUCUUGGCUAAGGUCAAGAGGACAGCACUUGUCUUCCCCUUGAAGCACCAGGUCCUCAACGUGAUUGUCCUCCUUGUGCUCCAUCUGGAGGACGCGAAUGUCAGCGUGGCUCAGAUCUGCCGGCUUGCCCUCUGCCACACAGCCACCAUACUGGGCUGGUCAAGACUCAAAGUGAUAUUUGCCAAGGAAGAUGUGUGGACUAUCCUCAGAGCGCUGCUGAAGCAGGAGGAAAACAAAGCCCUCUGGUUUCUGAAGCAGUGCUUGAUUCUCUUCAAGAACCGGCAGGCCCCCAUCCGCCAGGCAGCUGUACGGUUUGCAGGCCAGAUCCUCCAAACCCUUGAUGCAGAAGAAGCCGGUGAAAUUGAGGAAAUAUAUUCAGCCCUUAAGUACUUGCGGGAAGACCCCGACUCCAUGGUCAGCUGCCUCGCCACUCAGACCAUCUACAUCCUGGAGGCCAAGGAGAAGCUGAUGGUCAACACCCCUACCUCCUGCUUCUGCACCAGGAGGCCUCGAAAGAGCUACUCCUGAGCCUGCAUCCUUGGGUCCUGGCCAGGGCGACUGAGACUGUGACAACAGCGACAGCGGGGCCAGGCCCCUGAGCCCUGCCCUAGAAAUGGAUGUGUGUCCUUGCAAGACCUCUGAAAUAAAAGGAGAA